AAAUUAAAAUAACAAAAGGAGAACUGGAAUGUUUUGGAAGAGGAGGAGGAGAAGUCUGCAGGAGAUCUGGAGCAGAUGACCAGAGACGGUCUGGAGGGUUUGGAGGACGUUUCGGAAAGGUCUGGAGGCAGGAGGAGGUCCCGGUUUUAACAGCGGAGGCAGGACUUUCUGGCUCUGUGGUGCGCUCCGACACCAGAGGUCCGCUUUAAUACCAGAGGAGGAGGAGGAGGCCGGUUGACUCUCUUACACUGCUCAGAGAGAGAGAGAGAAAGACUGCAAUCCACUCCUCCGUCCCGGACAGUCUGCAUCGAGCAUCCAUGUGCCAAACGGACUCUUGAUUUCAGAGCGCUGAUUGACACCAGUCUACUCCUUGAAAAACUUUACUGAUUUAUCGGCACGGAGUCAGAAAGGCAGUUUUGAACCCCUGCAGCUAUUAUAAAUCACCUGUGUUUGUUUCUCUGAGGUAAAAUCACCUCGGACACUUUGAUUUGGACUCUUCUGACUGCCGGAGUGGAGCGAAAUCCAUUUUCAAACCUCGAAAACAUCCGCUGCUCCUCUCAGGAUUUUCGCAUCUGCACGAUUUGGGACUGAUUUUUAUCUUUAAAUGUUUUCAAGUAAGCUCCGCACUCCUGUUUUCCGCACAUGUCCUGAGCAGCCCCACUGUCUCCUGCCUGUCGGCGCGUCUUUGUCAUUUUAAUGUCGGUAUAAUCCCCGCGCGCCUGGUUGAUUGUCGCUUUCAGCGCAAACUGACAAACUGAUGAGUUUUGCUCUCCUGGCUGGAAUAAAGAAGUCUGCGGGACGUGGAUCUGUUUCAUUUUAUCUUGUUAUACUUUGGAGUGAUUUCAUUUAUUUAUUUGUACGUUUUCUCCUGGAGAAAACCCGAGGAUGUUGCUCCGCUGCUCGAAUCCUCCCUCUUGGUCCACCUGUAGGUUUUUCUUCAGCUUUUUGUUGCUGCUCCAAUCGCCCCGGUCCUCCUCUCCGCUAAUUACAGGUACUGAGGCAAGCUGUGACAACGAAGGAGAAGUCCUCCACAUCCCCAACAUCACCGACAACCCCUGCAUCACCUGCGUAUGUCUGGAGGGCAAGGCAGACUGUAAACAGGAAAAAUGUCCACUGGUUUCUGAGGACUGUGCUCUGGUGGUGAAACAGACUGGAGCGUGCUGUGAGAGGUGCAAAGGUUGCAUGUUGGAUGGACGAUCUUAUAACAGCUCAGUUUCCUGGACCAGCUCCACCAAACCCUGCAUAACCAGACGCUGUCAGGAAGGUGUCAUCACUGAGGCAGAGGCACGGUGUGUCGUUCACUGCAAGAACCCCAAAAUCCACCCCAAGAAGUGCUGUCCCACCUGCCCCAGUUGUAUCUUUGAGGGUCGCCUGUACAAAGAGAAGGAUGAGUUCAGUCCGGAGGGCAAACCCUGCAUCAAGUGCACCUGCACUGGAGGGCGGACUCUCUGCAUGAGGGAGGUGUGUCCUGUCCUUUCCUGCCCUGCCCACCUCAGCCACACCCCGCCUGGACAGUGCUGUCCCAGAUGUCUCGGUCAGAGGAAGGUGUUUGAUCUGUCUUUAGGAAGCUGUCUGUUCCACAGCGAAGUUUACGAGAAUGGCACUUGCUUUAUGCACGACAACUGCACCGCCUGCACCUGCAAGGAUUCCACCGUGGUGUGCAAGAGGCAGUGCUCUCGGCCGGGGAGCUGCCACGGCGAUCAGUGCUGCGAGGAAUGUCUGUCCUAUGUGAAGGUGGAGGAAGUGAAGUACUGCAGAGUCCGGAACAAGAUCUACAGGGAAGGGGACAUGUGGUCGUCAGUUAACUGCACUCUCUGUGCGUGUGUUAAAGGAAGCGUCGAAUGUCGGCCCAAGCAGUGUGUACCAAUCACAAGCUGCCCCUCGAAUAAGAUCUUGAACAGGACCGGCUGCUGUCCAGUUUGCACUGAAAAGCCAGGUGUAUGUACAGUCUUUGGCGACCCUCACUACAACACCUUCGACGGCAGGACCUUUAACUUUCAGGGAACCUGUCAGUACGUACUGACUCGUGAUUGUGGCGGCACCCCCUCUGGAGGACCAGGAAAUAACGUAAACAUCAACAUCCCAGACUCCAGCUUCAUGGUGUUGGUGAAAAACGAUGCCCGGCGGACUCGUUCCUUCUCCUGGACGCAGUCUGUUGAGAUUAGGCUGGGAGGUUUGAUCCUCAGCCUCCACCAGCACCUAACAGUCCGGAGGAAUGGCACCCGCAUCGCGCUGCCCUACCACGGCCCCGGGGUGCAUAUCGACCUGGACGGAUACCUGCUCAAACUCACCACCAUCGCAGGUCUGGAGAUCACGUGGGACGGUGACAGUUUCGUGGAGGUUGUGGCUGCUCCCCACCUGCGUGGACGCCUCUGUGGUCUUUGCGGCAACUACAACGGCCACAAGCGUGACGACACCAUGGGAGGUGACGGGCAGUACAAGUUUGAUGUGGACGAGUUUGCAGAGUCGUGGCGGGUCGAGGGAAAUGAAGUUUGCACUCAGCAGCCUCCUCCUCGCCGGCCGACAUCCAUCCUGUGCCCUGGCAGUGUCAAAGUCAAGUUCCGCGCCCACAGGGAGUGCCAGAAGAUAAAAUCAUGGGAGUUUCAGAAGUGCCACCGUGUGGUUGACUUCGCCCCUUUCUACAGGUCGUGUGUGACGGACAUGUGUGAGUGUCCAGUCCAUAAAAACUGCUACUGUGAGUCCUUCAUCGCCUACAGCCGAGCCUGCGAGAGGGAAGGAGUGCCCGUCCUCUGGAGGCCCGACACCGCCUGUAUGGCCACUCAGUGUAAACACGGCGCUGUGUACGACACAUGCGGACCGGGCUGCACCAAAAGCUGCGACAACUGGAACGAGAUCGGACCGUGCACUAAACCCUGUGUGGCCGGCUGCCACUGCCCCGCCAACCUGGUGCUGUUCCAGGGACGCUGCAUCAAACCCAUAGCCUGCCCGGGACGGUGACCCUUGUGACCCAGGUGGGAUGGGGAGGGGUUAGGUUAGGGAUGGUCAUUUAUAGGAUCACAAUUAGAGGGCCAAACAAAACGAGAAGAGUUUGGGAGGACACAAAGGACACAAGUCGACAGAUCAGAUGCGACAAGGUACUCAGGGUCCAUAUCUUCGCAAGGUAGCGUUGCAGUGACUUAUACGUUAGAGAUACAAGCAGUGGUGACGGACUGAAGGGAAACUUAAUGGAUGGGAGGCUGAUCCCCGCCUCCACAUUCAACUUCUGACUUCCUUGUGCCUCUUGUAAUGCAAUCACAAUACCAGUCACCACCGCAGGAGGCGCCAGUUUCAGUUUUGUAGAAGAAGAACUAAACUGAACUGAAAGAAAAAACUCAGGGGCCCUCAUUAGAGAUUUUGCAGGCUCCACCAUCUGAGGAGCGUUUGUCCGUGCUGCCGUGGACCUUCAGGAAACAGUUUGGCCCAGUGGACUCCUGUUUGAGCCAACAAGGCGCCGAGAUUUCUCUCACAAACACUCUGAAGUGGGAAACUGAGCAUCUGCUUUUGGAAUAAGGAGAUUGAAAGCAGAAAAACUCUCUGAUGCUUCAUAUCAAACUGCCCUCGAAGUCUCUAUUCCAUCAUUUCAUACUGUAAGCUAGCCAGAUUUAUAUGAAAGACAGACAGCUUUUAUAUUAUUAUUGUUCUAAUUAUUAUUAUUAUUAUUAUUUGUUGUUGAUGUUGUUAAUUUAUAUAUCGGUCAAAUGACAUGUCGUAGCAAGAGCCAGAAUCAUGUAUAUAAUUGCGUUAUAAAUGAUUUAAAGGGAAACAAAAGCUAUUUAUGUAUUUGUUGUGUACUUUUGUGUUAAUGUUUGAAGAGAAAUGCCCAAAUGUGACUCAGUUGUUGCACCAUCGCAGGGAAAAAGUACUGUAUUGUGUUAUGCUCCAUGUACAGGUUGUUGUGGUUCGUAUCAAACUGAAGGUGUUCAUCUAAGCAAAUGUUUCACUUGACGAUAAUUAUUUAAGACCAGCAAUAUAAUCUUUUACCGAAGUUCAUUUCUGACUGCUGUCUUUACUUUCUAAAGUAUUAAACCCUUUAAAUAUUGUGGGAAAUGAAAGCCUGGCCCGAAGGUUGCUGGUUCAAAUCCCCAAAAGAAAUGCAGACAUCUGGAGUAGGAAAACUGAAGGAAUUCUUGUAUGUUUUAGCGAAGCACUUGUCCUUUAAUUGGUGAUGAUUUCAGAGAUAGAAAAAAAGAUACAAGAAAAUGCUCAUUAUCAAAAGUAAGAUAUAUUUCGGACCUUUCUCAAGCUUCUUUUUUGUGAAAUAGAGUUUUUAGCCUUUUUACUUUUUUACCUGUCUGCUAAAAAAUAUUAAAUAAUCCGAGAGAGCGAAAAUCACUCGCACCCAAUAAACAUGCACGCCCUGCUAAGCAGUUACAAUGUAGCUUCAUAUUAGAUGUUAAAAGCAAAAAAGUUCCAGGGACCAGAGGUUUUUCUUUCUGCAGCUAAAGAUGAAAAACAUUGUAAAGUUGGAUUCAAGAUGAUUCUUUGCCAUUUUGCAUUUACUUUCAUUUACUUGGUGAUAUACAGCAGUUGGACAGCCCAUGUUGUCUCUUUACUGGUUGGGAUACCAUAGCAGUGCAUUUGCUGUCUGUAUGAUCGAGAGUGAUGAGGAUGUUUGCUACUGUGAAAAGGAGAAGACCAAGUCUUUCAUCAACUUGCUUAAUGUUAUCUUCACUAGGGCUGGGCAAUAUGGCCAAAAAUGUCGAUAAUUAUCACAGUAUAUGUCAAACCUUAAUUUUCCUUUCAAGUUUAAAGGCUGAUUUUUGCUACCGAGAGAAAAUUGAAGAAACCAGAUGGUUAAUUGUGUGGAUAAACUAUUCUUUAUAGCCAGAACGUGACAAACACUUGAUGCCAAACUGGAUCACUUAACAAAUCUGAGGUAGAACAUUCAAAACAACAUUCAACAAAUACGCAUGAGUAAAAAUAAGUAAAAUCUUUUUUCAGUCCUUUUCCCUUAAAAAAAAAUCGAAAUAUUAAGUACAAAUUUGUUCGUGGUUUAAAUAAAUUAAAACAAACAUUUAUUUUGGGGGGGGGUUAUAUUCCGAUAAUUAUCAUUAUUGUUUUAUUGCCCAGCUCUAAUGUCAACAAUCUAUAUCAGCAUUAGAAACUUGUAGGAGUAAAACAGUUUGCAGCCCUAUGUCGUAUCAAUAAUGACAUACAGUUUCAAUUUUGAGGAGAAGCAUGUUGAUAAACGAUGCUAUGGCGUCUACAAGCAUAGCCCCCUUUAGCAAUCUGAUUCACCAACACUCAAUGAAAACCCAAGACCAAAUUCUAACAAUGAUGAGGGAAAACAUUCUUUUAAAUACAUUUGCACACUUUUAAUACACUUCAAAUUUGUACAAACACAUUUCACAUAAACAUAGCACUAAAACAGGAGAAUUAAAGCACCAAACUCCAUCCGACAACACAAGACAACACACAUACACUUCAAAUGUUUGAGGUGUCUUACAGACUUCAGAGGGAACACAUAGAGGAAAUGUGACUUUAGUGCCCACCUGCCUCAGGGGCUGCUUCAUUUAACAAUUCGGCAUCCACUUUGACUACAACUACAGUGGAUGUUAAAAACUGAGUAGGACAACAACUGAUGGGCUGUGUGGGGUUGACAAAUUGUCCACAGUCAUGCAUCUAGAUGAUGGUUCAUUUCCACAGUAAACUGGUACUUUGUGUUACAAAGCAGGAUACUUAAAACGGUUUUUGGUUUUGAGAACUGUGUGGUAGGUCAUCAACUGUUUACAGGCAUCUUAUAGCUCAUAUAAACAACAUUUACACCUUGUAUGACAGCAGAUCAUUUUAGCAAUAUGACAAUGUUCUCCAAAGUGAAUUUGACAUGUGAUAGAAGGGUUUCAUUUCAAAAUGCUAUAAAACCAUUUGGGUUUUAAAAAUGUACUAUGUUCAUAAGUACAUAUUUAAAAGUGUAGAUGGCAUUCUCUAAACUUUGCAAUGAAAAAUUUUAUCGGCCAAAAACACACCAAUGAAUGAUGCAGGUUGUUCGAUACAGAUAUUUUUGGAUUUAAACGGCUAAUGACGGAUAUUUUGCCCAAUAAGAUUGAAAGUGUGGGGCUAUUUUCGAACACAGGUGUUUUCAUUCAAUGUGGGUGUUGAAGUUUGUCCUUAAUAGGUGCAACAGAAGAGUGAGGCAGAUGUCAAUCAAGCACGAUAAUCAAUAAAUUAUUAUUGAAUUAAAAUGACAACAUGUCAA
Messenger RNA from Micropterus salmoides (largemouth bass), 6196 nucleotides. It is a transcript of the gene bmper, whose product is annotated as BMP binding endothelial regulator. The transcript is spliced from 16 exons. Bases 886 to 2958 code for a protein of 690 amino acids. Lineage: Eukaryota; Metazoa; Chordata; Actinopteri; Centrarchiformes; Centrarchidae. The record is from RefSeq and is a predicted model, not a curated record. Gene Ontology annotation, molecular function: protein binding.